UGCAUUGAUUGACAGAUUGACACAAGUGAUCCACAAAAAAGUGAUGUGCGAUACCAUCGAUGCCAUGUGUGAGACAACAAAUACAGACUCAUGGGUACCACCAAUACUGCCUCCGCUGCCAUCAUCGUCAUCAUCGACAACACCACCAGUGUCUGCACCGACGCCAACACCCAUGACCAGUAGCAGUAAUGAUCAACACGUGUCGACACACGCGCUGCCACACCAUAAUAACCAUCACAAUAACCAACAACAGCAUCGACAACAACAACAACAACAACAUCUGAUGAGUCUUGAACUGCCAUCGUCUCCAUCACUGUCGCACAGGACUCACGAAGAAGAGAUCUACGAAGAUCUGUGUUAUGUAACUCUACGUCUUGGCCGUCAUCAUCAUCGGGAUGGCGGCUCUUCUGCAGACCGAGCAGUCAGUCUAGUGUUGGACUGUACGACCGCACGGGACUACUGUGUGAAAGAGUUGGUGGAAACUGAGCGCAACUAUUGUGAUGCACUUCAUAUGAUUCAAACACAUUUCAUACAACCGCUGAGCAAACAGUUGCGAACCAUCGAUAAGUUGACUAUUUUUCAAAAUAUCAAACACUUGUUAGACAUCCACAACCGCUUCUAUAGUGACCUCUGUAACAACACCGUCAUCGGUGGUUCAGAUCAUCAUCACCAUUCACUCAGUAGUCAUCAUCAUUCAAUUCAAGCACCCAUUACCAGCUACGACAGUCUGAGGAUAAGCGCCAGUUUUCUACAUUAUAAGGACAAACUUAUUGUCUACGGCCAGUACUGCGCUAAUCUGCCGAAAGCCCAGCAACUGAUUGACCAGAUUUGUUUGACCGACGAAACCAUUGCCCAAUUGGUUAAUAAAUGUCAAAUGAAGGCCAACGAAGGAAAGUUUAAACUACGCGAUCUGCUGUCGCUUCCAAUGCAACGAAUACUAAAGUAUCACCUGUUGUUGUCACAGCUAAUCAAGAAUACGCCCGAAACACAUGAAGACUUCUCCGGUCUACAGAAGUCCUAUCAGGCGAUGCUUGACUUAGGUCUCUAUAUUAACGAAGUCAAGAGAGAUACCGAAACAUUGGACAUAAUCAAUGACAUACAGAACUCGAUUGUUGAUCUCGAAAUGCCAGACAAUACACAACUCAAAGAUUAUGGCCGUCUUAUUAAAGACGGUGAGCUGAAGAUUAGAUCGCACGAAGAAAGUCGAUUGAAAAACAGAUAUGUCUUCAUAUUUGAUAAAGUGAUGCUUAUGUGUAAAUCAAUUAGAGGUGAACAGUAUAGCUAUAAAGAGGCGUUAAUAUUGGCUGACUAUCAGGUAAUUACGGUGGAGGAGCACUCAAUGGGCAGUACAAUAUCCAAACUGACCAAACAGUGGUCAUUUGGCUGGAGUUUAGUUCAUCGGCAAAACAAGAGCACAUAUACUUUUUACUCGAAAAGCGAUGACAUUAGAAGGAAAUGGAUCGAAGCCAUCGACAAAGCACUUGACAAUGUAUGUCCACAGGCCUGUCGGGAGGGUUCCACUGACCAUACGUUCGAAAUGUUUACAUUCCUGACAAUCACGACUUGUGCCGACUGUCAACAACUACUUAGGGGAACCUUUUUCCAGGGCUAUCAGUGCACGGUUUGCAAUAUAGCUGUCCAUAAGCAAUGUAUAGCCAGUGUUAGGUCGUGUGGCGCGCCAUCAUUGCCGCCGCGUCCACCACUGCCGCCGUCCAGUCCGGGCAUAUCGUUGAACUCGUUUUCGGGAGAAGAGGACAACAUUCGUAAUUCAGUGUCCGAUUCGUUGUCGCGAAACUGUAGUCAAAUUACCGGAGCUAUAAACACAAACUCAUCAGCUAAUAAUGUUAACCGAAGCUAUUGUCGCGCUAUUAGCUCAUUCAAUGGCGAUCCAAAUUUAGGAGAAUUAGCUUUUAUCGUACAAGAUAUUAUUGUGAUAACAUCUACAGGUGCCAAAUGUAGUGACGAAGACCAGUCAUCGGACGACAUAUGGUGGGAAGGAAGGAAUACCCGAACCUUUGAAAGCGGUAUAUUUCCCUCAACAACGGUUACCGAAGUUGAUUUAGCCCUCGAUUUGAGUGUCUUCAGUGCAUCAGCAACUGGGCGUCAAUCCUAUGAAGAUCCUAAUGGCUUCUCCGAAGUUGACAACUGUGCCAGUGGUGGUGGUGCACAAUAUGUUGAGCACAGCAACCUUAAUCUGGAUGAUUAUUUAUGGUUUGCCGGUCCAAUGGACAGGGAUAGCGCCCAAUCAGUAUUGGAGCACAUGCUUAACGGUUCAUUUCUGGUGCGUAUAUCUCCAAAACAAAACGGCAGUUACGCUAUUAGUCUGAACUAUUCGGGUCAAGUCAAACACAUUCGCGUCCAGAGGACAGUCGAGCAUCAGUUAUACUAUUUAAGUGAAUCCCGUUAUUUCAAGUCAAUCAUCGAUCUAAUUGUCUAUUACAGUGAAAACAGUUUAUGCGAAUCAUUUAAUUUAGUAAACACUUGUCUACAGAUUCCCUUCAAAAAGUCAUACAAAUGUGACGCCUAUUGCUAUGCCAUUGCUCUCUAUAAUUUUGCCGGCGGUUCAGCCAAUCUAUUAGAUUUGCGAAAAGGCGAUCGCGUGACCAUAUUAUCGAAGGCCGGCCAAAGUAAGGGCUGGUGGAAGGGACAGAUCAAUGAUAGGAUCGGAUACUUUCCAAUGGCUUAUGUCCAAUAACUUAACGACUAUACCCAAAGAAAAAGU
Messenger RNA from Oppia nitens, 2722 nucleotides. RefSeq names its product protein vav-like (gene Vav). Gene Ontology annotation, biological process: cell migration; intracellular signal transduction; regulation of GTPase activity. Gene Ontology annotation, cellular component: cytoplasm. The transcript is spliced from 3 exons. The record is from RefSeq and is a predicted model, not a curated record. Lineage: Eukaryota; Metazoa; Arthropoda; Arachnida; Sarcoptiformes; Oppiidae. The coding region runs from base 44 to 2695 and encodes 883 amino acids. Gene Ontology annotation, molecular function: protein binding; guanyl-nucleotide exchange factor activity.